AUGGCCAAUGCCAGCGUCCUCCUCUCCCCUUCUGCCCUGGAGGUCACCCACUUCAUCUAUCUAUGUUCUCAACGAACUAUUCCCCUUGUCUUCCUUGUCAACGUCUCGGGGUAUACGGUCGGGGAGAAGGCGGAGAGAGGUGGGAUAGCCAAAGAUGGGGCCAAAGUGGUUAGAGCGGUAGCACGAGCCAAAGUUCCGAAGUUUACCGUGGUCGUAGGAGGUAGCUAUGAAGCUGUGAACUACGUACUACCCUCGAUUUCUAUGGAUGUGGCCCAAUACAAAAAUAUGCGUCAUGGACCAAACCAAUUAUCAUCAGUCAUACAGACUGUGUCGAGUAAGCGUGGGUCAUACACGGAUGAGAAGAAAGAAGAUAGGUAUCAAGAGUUGAGAGAGAAGAUCGAGCGGCAGAAUUCGGCUUUAUGUUUCACCGCUAGAAUCUGGGUAGGUGCAUGGAUGACGGGAUCAUCGCUCGGUCUGGUAGGGGAUAUACUUGGCCUAGGUCUUGAGCUCGCACUGGAGGAAGAAGCGACAUGUCCGAUUGAUCAUGGAGAGUGGGUGAUUGGGGUGUAUCUAGGAUGUGACAUACAUCAUGCUUCUUCCUCCUGCCCGGCAUGUAUAUGUAUGCGCAGUUAUACCGGUAAAGUGCCACGUACGUCUCAACGACCAGACAGGGAAGAAGUCGUUUGGAAAUUUGGGGAUCAACAAGUCAACAAUACCUCGUGA
Messenger RNA from Tremella mesenterica DSM 1558, 723 nucleotides. RefSeq lists its product as uncharacterized. Gene Ontology annotation, cellular component: mitochondrion; methylcrotonoyl-CoA carboxylase complex. The transcript is spliced from 5 exons. Gene Ontology annotation, molecular function: methylcrotonoyl-CoA carboxylase activity. Lineage: Eukaryota; Fungi; Basidiomycota; Tremellomycetes; Tremellales; Tremellaceae. The record is from RefSeq and is a predicted model, not a curated record. Gene Ontology annotation, biological process: L-leucine catabolic process. Bases 1 to 723 code for a protein of 240 amino acids.